Carica papaya (papaya) is the source of this 1296-nucleotide messenger RNA. NCBI's taxonomy places the organism in Eukaryota, Viridiplantae, Streptophyta, Magnoliopsida, Brassicales, Caricaceae. The record is from RefSeq and is a predicted model, not a curated record.
UCUGUGAAUUUCUUGUACUGCGGAAACAAGCACGAGGAAGGUUAUGCCAGUUGGAAAAAUAUUAGUAAAGCAACACUUAAUAGUCAUUGUUCUGCUAAAGAUGAUGAUUCACCAUUUAAUUAUGGAAUCUACACACAGGCUAUAUCUUCUGGUAUUAUUUCAUCAAGAAGCUUUUUCUCUAAGUUCUUCUAUUGUCUAUGGUGGGGACUGCAAAAUCUGAGUACACUUGGUCAGGGUCUUCUAACUAGCACUUACCCUGGAGAGAUUCUCUUUUCAAUAGCAAUAGCUAUUGCUGGGCUCCUCCUCUUUGCACUUCUUAUUGGAAAUAUGCAGACCUACCUUCAAUCACUUACUGUUCGUCUUGAAGAAAUGAGGAUCAAGAGGCGUGACUCGGAGCAGUGGAUGCAUCAUCGAUCACUCCCUCAAGACCUCCGAGAACGAGUUAGACGAUAUGACCAAUACAAAUGGCUGGAAACAAGAGGAGUAGAUGAAGAAAGCUUGGUCCAGAGUUUACCAAAGGAUCUGAGGAGAGAUAUCAAGAGGCACCUUUGUUUGAAUUUAGUCAGGAGAGUGCCUUUAUUUGCCAACAUGGAUGAACGGUUACUAGAUGCAAUAUGUGAGAGAUUGAAGCCUAGUUUGUAUACAGAGAGAACAUAUAUAGUUCGAGAAGGAGACCCGGUAAACGAGAUGCUUUUCAUCAUACGAGGGCGUCUAGAAAGUGUGACGACAGAUGGUGGGCGGAGUGGUUUUUUCAAUAGAGGAUUGUUGAAAGAGGGUGACUUUUGUGGCGAGGAGCUCUUGACAUGGGCAUUGGAUCCUAAAGCAGGUUCCAACUUACCAUCUUCUACUCGAACUGUUAAGGCUCUAACUGAGGUAGAGGCUUUUGCUUUAGUGGCUGAAGAAUUGAAGUUUGUGGCUAGUCAAUUCAGAAGGCUACAUAGCAGGCAGGUGCAACACACAUUUAGAUUCUACUCACAACAAUGGAGGACAUGGGCUUCUUGUUUUAUUCAGGCAGCAUGGCGCCGUUAUUCCAGAAGGAAGAUUGCAGAACUCAGGCGUAAAGAGGAAGAGGAAGAAGAAGAAGAGUAUGAUGAUGAGACAUCUCUGGUUUCAGGAACUGAUGUUGUUGGCAAUGCUACUGCUACACCCGGGCUUGGAGCAACCAUCUUUGCUUCGCGUUUUGCUGCAAAUGCUCUUCGAGGACGUCGACUUAGGAUUCCAGAUUCACUUGGCUCUGGAAGCUUGAUCAGCGUACAAAAGCCUCCAGAACCUGACUUCAAUGGUCUUGAUUCAUAA